This is a messenger RNA of Spirodela intermedia, 1510 nucleotides long. NCBI's taxonomy places the organism in Eukaryota, Viridiplantae, Streptophyta, Magnoliopsida, Alismatales, Araceae. The record is from the annotation of a GenBank genome assembly.
AUGGAGGUGAGCGACAGGGACGUGGAGAGGGGGGAGGUGGAGCUCCUGGUUCCUCAUGGCGGCGACCUCGAGCGGACGGAGAGGGUCUUCCUCUCGAACAUAGACCAGACGGUGGCUUUCCCCGUGGAGACUGUCUUCUUCUUCAGGGCCUCGCCGGGAGACACCCUAAACGUGAUCGACAGAGUGAAGAGGGCAGUCUCAGUCGUCGUCUCCGGUAAGUACUACUUCAUGGCCGGCAGGCUGGCGCUGGACUCCUCGUCGACGAGGCUGGAGCUCCUCUGCAACAACGCCGGCGUCCCCUUCGCCGGCAGCGAGUCACGGCUGAGGAUGGCGGAGCUCGGCGACGUCUCCCUCCCCAACCAAUCGUUCCAGCGGCUCGUCCUCCGCACCGUCGGUGGCGCCGCCGCCGGCGAGCUCUCUGAGGCCACCGUCUUCACCGUUCAGGUGGGUAUCGCCGCCGCAAAACCCUCCUCCGGCGAAGCCAGUUUCAUGCAGCGGCGGUGCAGGUCACGCGGUUCAGCUGCGGCGGCUUCUCGGUCGGCUUCGUCACCAACCACUGCGUCCUCGACGGCCGCUCGGCGGCGGACAUGUUCGUCGCCAUCGCCGCCGUCUGCAGGUACAGCAUCCACACCGGACACGGAAGACGCAGGUACUUUUAGCUACUACGUUUCUGAACGGCAGGCGGCGGCGCCGCCAUGCAUGCAGGGGGGAGAGCUUGAAGUCCGGCGGGAUAUGCAACGACAGGAGCUGCCUGAGAGCGAGAGACCCCCCGCAGAUCGACUACAUGCACAACGAGUACACGGAGCAGAGCAACGGCGGCGGCGCCGCCCUCCCGCCGUCGUCGUUCACCUCUCCCGGCCGGUCUUCCGCCGCCGCUGCCGGCCGACAAGACGAGCUCUGCUACCGGGUCUUUCCCUUCUCCGGAGACGACAUACGGCGCCUCAAGGAUCGCGCCGCCGCCGGCGACGGGAGGUCCUCCACCUUCGAAGCGCUGGUGGCGCACAUCUGGAGGGCGAGGACCAGGGCGGUGCUUCGGCGGCCCGAGGAGGCGUCCACGGUGGUGUUCGCGGUGGACGUGCGGUCGAGGAUGUCGCCGCCGCUGCCAGAGGGCUUCGUGGGGAACGCCGUCGCGGCAGCGGCGGCGAGCGCGGCGGCGGCGGAGGUGGUGGAGAACCCGAUCUCCUUCUGCGCCGAGAAGGUGAGGGAGGCCGUGGGGAGGGUCACGGACAGGUACGUCCGCUCCGCCGUGGACUGGCUGGAGGUGCACCGCGGGGUGCCCGCGACCGGCGCAGGCGGGUUCUUCGUCUCCGCCUGGUGGAAGCUCCCCUUCCACGAGCUGGACUUCGGGCACGGCCGGCCGGUCUACGGGGGGCCGGUGGCCAGCCCCAUGGAGGAGUUCGUGCUACUCCUACACGGCGGCGCCGCUGCACACGGCGGCGGAAUCAGCGUCUGGGUGAUGCUGGAGCGGGGGAAGAUGGAGAAGCUCACCACCUACAUGGCGGAGAUUUAA